Messenger RNA from Rosa chinensis, 2736 nucleotides. RefSeq names its product ankyrin repeat-containing protein At5g02620. Bases 1632 to 2579 code for a protein of 315 amino acids. The transcript is spliced from 5 exons. NCBI's taxonomy places the organism in Eukaryota, Viridiplantae, Streptophyta, Magnoliopsida, Rosales, Rosaceae. The record is from RefSeq and is a predicted model, not a curated record.
CCGCUAGUUCAUUUCACUGGUGAGGUCACCACCUAGGUGGAUAGCAGAAAUUUCGCUCUUUCUAGCUAUUUUCUCAGUUGAUCAUUAUGUGGUCCAUUCGUGUCUGAAAGUCUUUAACUAUGCACUAGUUUACAGACUAGCUUAUGGGCUAUAAUCCGUGAGAGAUUGGUCCUCCUUGCUUUAUGGUAGCGAGCUCCAUAUACUUAAACUGUAAAUUUCCUCCAAUGCUCAAUACGUUGAUCGACGACUACUUUCAGACUCCUAUAUAUAUGCGCUUCAGGGUUUUACUGACUAAGCAAAAGUGAGCUUUGCUACAGGCUAGGAGAGUGAUACUUGCUGCUUAUCGAUCUGUGCCCACGCUGGUAUGUUUACAUAGUUUGUUCAAUUUGGAACCAUGUCUAUCCCACAAGAACAACAUGUACCACCUACUGGGAUCCAAUUAACCACCACCAUCGACAUUUUGGCAGAUUUACCUAAACCUAACACACCUUCGCUUCAUCUACUAGAACACAAAAAUAGUAUGUAUCAUCUCUAAUAUAGUUUCCAUUCAUAUAAUUCAUACUGACAUAAUUGGUAAAGCAAAUGUAGGAAUACAAUAUGAAGUGGUAGAUCCAUGUAGUUGUACCUGGCAGUGAAUUCCAUUGACUGUUUGAAAUUCAUAAAACUUGCUAAGUUAACGUACUGCAAUAUAUCUCGACAACUUUAUAUCCAACAUAUCAAUUAUAUUUUCUAUAUAAGUACCUUAGCCUGCUUAAUUUUUUUUUUUUUUUGAGAAAAUGAGAUAAUAUCAUUCAAUUAUCCAUGGCCAGAAGGCAUGUACAUCGAAUGUUGUCUUACACCAAAAGGUGAGAUAUACACAGGAGAGAUAUACCUUAGCCUGCUUAAUGAAACUACACAGGAGAGAUAUACCUUAAGAUAUGUGUGCCUCCAUAUAAAUAUGCACUAAAAGGUGAUUGGGAAGCUGCUGAACAAAUCUUGGGAAAGGAUCGAACACUUUUGAGUGCUAGCAUAUCAAGAGGGUGGGACACUGUCCUACAUAUUGCUGCUGGAGCAAGACAUAUUCACUUCGUGGAGAAACUGGUCAAAAUCAUGGACAAAGAAGACUUGGCACUCCAAGACAUAAAUGGAAACACUGCCCUAUGCAUUGCUGCUGCGGCAGGAUCUGUAGAGAUUGUCCAAAUUUUGAUAAAACAUAAUGAUUCUUUGUUGACAAUUCGAGGAGGUCAAAAAAUGGCGCCACCCUAUAUGGCUGCUGUGUUAGGACGGUCAGAAAUGGCAUGGUAUCUGUACCCUAAAAGUAAAAGGAUGUUGGAGAAAACUGACCUCGAAAACUUGUUCUUUUCGUGCAUCAACAAUGGUUUGUAUGAUUUAGCCUUACAGUUGCUAGAUACUAAUACAGCAUUAGCCAAGGCACGUACUGAUAGGCCGAAAAAUAAAACAGCCUUGCAUAUCUUGGCUCGAAGGACUUUAGUAUUCGGAACCCGAAGUCCAGGAAUGUGGGGUAGACUCAUUAAAUCAUCCUCCCAAGUUUUAAGUUUGCAUUCAAAAGAAAUUUGAAUCAAGCUGAUGAAGCACUUCAGCUAGUCCAACGCCUUUGGGAAGAAAUUUUGAAAGAUGAGCAUGAUGACGUGAUGAGGCUGAUCAAAUAUCCCUCAAAUUUAAUAUUUGAUGCAGCAGAAAUAGGGAAUUAUGAGUUCUUGGCAGUGCUUAUGAGCUCUUACCCUGAGUUAGUAUGGGAAACUGAUGAAAAAAAUCGAACUAUAAUCCAUGUCGCAGUUCUGCAUCGUCCUGCAAAUAUCUUCAAUCUAGUGCAUGAGAUAGGCUCAAUCAAGGAUGUCAUAGUGACUUUUGAGGAUGAUCAAGGUAAUAAUAUAGUGCAUAUGGCUGCAAAAAUAGCACCUCAAAAUCAAUUGAAUCUAGUGUCGGGUGUAGCUCUUCAAAUGCAGCGAGAGUUAGUAUGGUUUGAGGAAGUAAAGAAGAUUGUGCAACCUCAAUAUAUAGAGAUGGAAAACAAGAAAGGAAAAACACAAGAAUUAUUCACUAAGGAGCAUCAGACGUUGAUGCGUCAAGGAGAAAAAUGGAUGAAGGACACUGCAACUUCAUGCUUGCUCGUUGCCACUAUUAUUGCAACUGUUGUAUUUUCUGCUGCAUUUAGUAUACCAGGUGGCACAGAUGAGCAUACAGGAAAGCCAAACUUUUUGAAAGAGAAAGCGUUUUUAUACUUUACUAUAGCUGACGGAGUGGCACUUUUUUCCUCUUCAACUGCAAUGCUGAUGUUCUUGUUCAUCCUCACCUCACGGUAUGCAGAAAACGAUUUCCUCAUGUCCUUGCCCUUGAAGUUGAUGAUUGGGCUCACUUGCCUCUUCGUCUCAAUAGCAUCUAUCAUGAUGGCUUUUAGCACUGCCUUCUAUUUGUCUUGUCAAUAUGGAUCAAGAUGGACUCCAGAUCUUACAUUUUUCUUUGCAAUUGUCCCUAUUGCUUUAUAUGCAUUUAUGCAAUUUCCUCUUGUGUCUGAUAUGUCAUCUUCAACAUUUUGUUCAAGUCUUCUAUUUCAGCCAUGGAAACAUAUGAUAUACUAGAAAGUUACGCUGAAAUGCUAUACAUAUUUUAUCUAGUUAAACCUUUUGGUCCCUAGCUACAAUAAAUUCUAGCUAGAAUGAAGUUGUAAUUACAGAUUGAUAGUCUAUGCUGUACAUGUAAGGCACAAAAGGAUAACAUGGUAUCAGUUUUACUCUU